Durotheca rogersii is the source of this 1668-nucleotide messenger RNA. RefSeq lists its product as uncharacterized. The transcript has a single exon. NCBI's taxonomy places the organism in Eukaryota, Fungi, Ascomycota, Sordariomycetes, Xylariales, Xylariaceae. The record is from RefSeq and is a predicted model, not a curated record. The coding region runs from base 384 to 1418 and encodes 344 amino acids.
AAAACGGCUUGGAGAAACCCAGCCGGUUUAAGAAGGGGGAGAGGGAACAUGCGAUUUCUCGUCGAUGGUACUGUACAGGCAUUAGAGGUCACCAACACUACUCUCUGCUAUAACACUCCCCCCGCCACCCUCAACACGAGUUUCUUACCCUCCUCUUUCUUCUUCACGAGCUCCUCGUCCACCGUUCUCUUCUUCUCAUUUGCGGUAGGCACCCUUCCCGGUCCUGGGAUCGCCUAGCUCUGGUGUUGUCUUUUUUUAUUACUAUUUGCCUUUCCCAUCCCAUCGACCCCUCCCGCCCUACCGAUUGCUGUGGGAUAACCCGCUCUCCUGGUCCAAAAUUUUUUUUUCCCGCUCCGUCCCUGCUGAGACUCUCUAACUAUACGAUGCCCCCGCAACUACUACCGGCCUCGGCUGCCGCUUUUGCGCCGCGGGCCUCGUCCGUCAACGUCGUCUUAGGGUCCAAGGUCGAACCGUGGUUAACACAGACUCUAAAGCGCGUCAACAGGGUCAAGAGGCCGCUCAACAGCAUACCGCAACACCAGAGAUGUCUGACGGAAACGCUAUCCUCGCCGAACGCCAUCUGGACGCUGGCAUCGCUGAUGCUCCCCAAGGCGCCCGAGUCCGAGUUGCGCCAGGAUUCCAACCCGCUGAUAGAAGCCAUGCACAACUAUCGGCUCAUCCACAUCGAGGCCUAUAUUGUUCACGUCGAUAUGGUUCUCCGCAAUGAAGUCGCGUAUAAGUUGACGCCCGACUCGAUAGAGGCUCUCAUCGAGUAUCAUAAGAAUGUCUAUUCCGUCAACGCCAAGGAUGAGACCUACGAUUGGCCCGAGAAGGAGCAGCACGCCAAGAAGUUACACGAAGACUUCGUCCAGGCCAUCAACAAGUUUGUCUACCGGACUCAUGUUUCCGCGCUCGAAGGACUAGAAGAGGAGGGUGCCGGAGAGCUGCUUUGCGGGAAGAGCGAGGAGGUUAAGAAUAACAUCAUGGGAUUGCUGAAUAAGCCCCUUCUUCCGCCGCCACCGAAGAUCGUCGAUGUCGUCCGCCAGCCGCCCUUGCUGCCCAGUUCUCCGGUAGGCGCGAAUAUCUGGUCGCAGUCUACUCCGUCGCCGGCGCUGCCCGCUCCGGUCGAGCCCUGGCGAGUGCUGCCGUCUAGCCCCGGUGUCACAUCUACUUCGGUGGAGUCGAAUGCCCCGAUAUGGGCCAGUAUGGGCCUGCACGAGAUUCAAAUACCUUCGCCACCUGUACCGUACAGCCAACCCUACAGCUCGGCCGGGAUGUUCUACAGUUCGCCGAUGGUAGCGGCCCCGAUUCCGGCGCUACCUCUUCCUAGUAUGCUCGCAUCGCAAUGCGGUGUGGGCUCCGUGUAUGGGGGAAGUUUCGGCUGGGACCGAUAUCAAGAGUACGCGACGACCAUAUGACAAUCACCGCCUACCACAGGGGAUAGCUUCCCGGUGGUGACGACCUCAUAGCAAUCAUCGAGCCAGACGGCGACCGAGUUCCCGUUCCCCCCGGCUCGAUAAGGGAAUCCACGGCACCCGCGACACAGAUCUUAUCGCAUCCCGAGGUAUACCGGCGUUUGGCACCUAACAGGAGCGAGCCUUCGACCGCGUCGGCAUAUAAUACUCCCGGUUCCUUUUCUGCUUCUUUCUUCUCUCCCCUCGUCUUUCA